This is a messenger RNA of Arabidopsis lyrata subsp. lyrata, 401 nucleotides long. RefSeq lists its product as uncharacterized. The record is from RefSeq and is a predicted model, not a curated record. Lineage: Eukaryota; Viridiplantae; Streptophyta; Magnoliopsida; Brassicales; Brassicaceae. Bases 12 to 284 code for a protein of 90 amino acids. The transcript is spliced from 2 exons.
UAUAUAGAUGCAUGGAUUCACAUCUUGAAAUUGAUACGUUUAUAUCAACCAAAAAUAUGUACAAACUCACGGUUCGUAUACUGAUUUUGAGUUUUCUUUUGUUCUCUGGAUUAUCAAAUACGGUAUUAGCCCGAGUACGAUAUGAAUCUCCAAGCCAAAGGAAGGAAAUAGGAAAAGAAGUUUGGGAUCAAACACUCUUUACCGAGAUCAAGAUUGGUGCAGCAGGCAGUAAUUCAGGGAGAGCUCCUUCAUGUAAUAAUAGUUGUAAACCUAACCGGCCUUAAUAAAUAAAUAAACAAAUCUUUGUUUCAAUUUGGCAAAGUCUGUAACAUAUAAAGAUAUGGAUCUUGUUCUUCAAGUUGAACCUUUCAAUCUCCAACUUCUCUCCUGUUAAAUUGCAU